AUGAUUCCUCCCCUGAUUCUUCCCUUGGGGCAAACAGUGGCUCUGCUCCCCACAGCUGACCUCUCAUCUCACACUGAUGAGUGGCUUGUGGAGGUGGAAGAGACCUUGAAGUCCACAUCAAACAGAUCUGAGCCUCUAAUGACCCUCCUGGACAGGAGGCUUGUGAGAGUGUGGAAUAAGGAGGACAGGGCUAAGGAAAAGGGAAAACACAAGAACAAGAGGCAGGCUCAACUAUUGGCUGCUCUACAAGCCCUGCAGCCUCCCCACAGGUUGUCAUCAGAAUAUACUCCCAGGUUCCUGCCAUCAGUGCGGGAAGCCAGGGCACUGGAAGGCAAACUGUCCCAACAGGAUAAAUGGGAAAAAGCCCUGUACAGCUUGCUUCCUCUGUCACAAGCUUGGCCACUGAUGACAAUACCAAGUUCAGAACAAUUCAUAGUGAAUAGCUUAUAGAGGCCAAUCUUGGCUCCAGUGGGUGGAAAAGUUGAGCUCAGUUGCCAGCUGUCUCUACCAGAAAGCACAGAACACGUGGAAAUACGCUGGUUCUGGAGUCACUACACAUGACCUGUUUACCUGUAUAAGGAUGGUAAAGACCUGUAUGGAGAAACCAUCUCCAAGUAUGUGGAGUGGACAGAGCUCCUGAAAGAAGCCAUUGGAGAAGGUAAAGUGACCCUCAGGAUCCUUAAUGUCAGUGCCGAUGAUGACGGGCAGUACCACUGCUUCUUCAAAGACGGAGAUGUCUGUGAAGAGGCCACCACGGAAGUGAAGGUCACAGCUACAAGUUUAGAAAUACAAAUUCUUAUUCAUCCUCCAAAUAGCAAAGGUCUUUUAGUGGAGUGUAACUCAGAAGAUUGGUUCCCACAGCCUCAAAUGGAGUGGAAAGACAGCAGAGGAGAGAUCAUUCUGCCUGCAUCAAAAUCCCAUUCCCAGGAUAGAAAAUUGUUCAACAUGAAGAUGAGCCUUCUCCUUAGAGAUAGCUCCCAUGGCAACAUCACUUGCUACCUUCAAAACCCUGUAACUGGUCAAGAGGAAAGGAUAAGUAUUGUCUUAUCAGAUAAACUGUUUCCAUGGAAUUCUAUCUGGAUACUGAUUCUGGUUGCAAUCUUGGCUGUUCUGCUGUUUAUGUUGCCAAGUGUUGAACUACAGCAAAGAGAGCAACGUAACUGGUGUGACUGGAAUCCUUCCUGCCUGAUAGGCAUUGGGAUAGUCUUCUUUUCAAUGUGUGUAAUUGUUGGACUUAUUUUCGGUUUGCGUCGCAGAAACAGAGAGGACACGCUCUCCCCACCCACCUGCAAACACUUGUGUGGGAGUAGCUAUCUCAACAUCAUGAGCAAAAGCAUUAUGCUAGGUCAGCUCAGUGCUAAAGCAACAGGGAUAGAGAAGAGGGAAGCAGAGUCCCUGCUCUCAAGGAGGCCAGAACAAGUCAUCGUUGUUCACAUAUCUGGUGUCGAAGGAGCAGAAGGAAGAAGUUGUGGAGAAUGUGGGCAAGCAGAGAAGAGGGAGAGCCUUCCACCAGAUACCAGUGUGAGCAAAGAUUCCAGUCAUACUGGAUUAAGAGCCCACCUUACUCCAGCAUGA
This is a messenger RNA of Symphalangus syndactylus (siamang), 1575 nucleotides long. Its product is annotated as selection and upkeep of intraepithelial T-cells protein 1-like. The record is from RefSeq and is a predicted model, not a curated record. Gene Ontology annotation, biological process: T cell receptor signaling pathway; regulation of cytokine production. Gene Ontology annotation, molecular function: signaling receptor binding. NCBI's taxonomy places the organism in Eukaryota, Metazoa, Chordata, Mammalia, Primates, Hylobatidae. Gene Ontology annotation, cellular component: external side of plasma membrane.